Myripristis murdjan (pinecone soldierfish) is the source of this 4146-nucleotide messenger RNA. It is a transcript of the gene snx17, whose product is annotated as sorting nexin 17. Gene Ontology annotation, cellular component: early endosome. The record is from RefSeq and is a predicted model, not a curated record. Gene Ontology annotation, molecular function: phosphatidylinositol binding. The coding region runs from base 636 to 2054 and encodes 472 amino acids. Gene Ontology annotation, biological process: endocytic recycling; signal transduction; intracellular protein transport. The transcript is spliced from 15 exons. Lineage: Eukaryota; Metazoa; Chordata; Actinopteri; Holocentriformes; Holocentridae.
UAAUGGCUUGACGGUACUGUUGUAGCUGAUUCGAUUUGUUUUUACAUUUUAUUUUCCGCGACCGUACAGUGUGAUUUAUCAGUAACAGGAGGCAGGGCAAAAAAACAAAACAACCACACGUUGACUUGCCCCAUCAUAUGUCUUUCACCAUCGUGUCUGCGACGCUGUGGGGUUUUGCAGAAACCAACUGCACCUUUUUAUCCCGAAAUUUCAUCUUGGUUACGCAAGUGAACGGAAUUAACUGCAUCAUUAAAAGCCCGUUUCUGUAGCCCGUGGCUGUAACGCAGCGCGAAGCAUUUAAAAGUGGGUGAAAAAAGACAUUUUUGAACGCCAGCAGUUACAUACACUUGCAACAUGGCUGCUGCGGGGACGGUACUGAGAAAAGUUUAACACUGACGUGGGAGAAGUUUUAUGCGAAUGUUAGUUGGCACAUGAGUUGUCGGGCAGAUAAGAAGUCGUCGUUGGUCUCCUCCAGCCUGGCACCACUUUCCUCGGACUUCCAAACCAGUGGGUGAACCGUAUGAGAGCCUCCUCCUCUAGUCGCCGCCGACAGUCACUGCAGUUGACUUUGUGAGAAUUUGUGGUGCCUUCUCCAUCGCAAGCACUGGUGUUUUAGGACUGCAUUUGGACCUAAAAUGCAUUUUUCCAUACCCGAGACGGAGGUUCGUUCGGGAGAAAAUGGAGCAACCUAUGUGGCCUACAACAUCCAUGUUAACGGCGUCCUGCACUGCCGGGUACGCUACAGUCAACUCCUUGGCCUCCACGAACAGAUCAAGAAAGAAUAUGGCAAUAAUGUGGUGCCUGCCUUCCCUCCAAAGAAGAUCUUCACGCUGACUCCUGCUGAGGUAGAGCAGAGACGAGAACAGCUGGAGAAAUACAUGCAAGCUGUGCGCCAGGACCCCUUGCUUGGAACCAGUGAGAUGUUCAACAGCUUCUUGAGGAAAGCCCAGCAGGAGACCCAGCAGAUUCCCACAGAAGAAGUUGCUCUAGAUAUCUGCCUCUCCAAUGGCCAGAAGGUCACAGUUAACAUCUUGACCUCAGACCAGACAGAAGAUGUCCUUGAGGCUGUUGCGUCAAAGCUUGACCUCCCAGAUGACCUCGUUGGUUACUUUAGCCUUUUCCUUGUCCGAGAGGGUGUGGAUGGAGGUUUAACAUUUGUGAGGAAGCUGCAGGAGUUUGAGCUGCCUUAUGUAUCUAUCACCAGCUUGCGGAGCUCUGAAUUUCACAUACUCCUACGGAAAAGCUACUGGGACAUGGCGUAUGAUAGCGACGUAAUGGAAAACAGAGUCGGCCUGAAUUUGCUAUAUGCCCAGACAGUGUCUGACAUUGAGAGAGGCUGGAUUCUUGUCAACAAAGACCAACACAGACAGCUCAAAUCGCUGCAGGAGAAAGGCUCCAAGAAAGAGUUCAUCCGUCUAGGUCAGACACUCAAAUACUUCGGCUAUAUCAAGUUUGACCCGUGCAUAACUGACUUCCCAGAGAAGGGCUGCCAUGUCAUCGUUAGCGCCGGCAACAACGAGCUCAACUUCCAUGUUAAGCUGCCCAAUGAACAGAUGAAGGAGGGGAGCUUCAAGGUCACACGCAUGCGGUGCUGGCGGGUCACCUCCUCUCAGGUCCCGGUCGCCAACGGCACAGCCAAUCCCUGCAGUUCGGCCAAGUGUGAGGUGAAGCUGGAGCUGGCCUUCGAGUACCUGAUGAGCAAGGACCGCCUCCAGUGGGUCACCAUCACCAGUCCACAGGCUAUCAUGAUGAGUAUCUGCCUUCAGUCUAUGGUGGAUGAGCUAAUGGUGAAGAAGUCAGGCGGCAGCAUCAAAAAGAUGCUGAGGAAGCGGCACAAUGGCUCCAUCCACCGGUCAGACAGUCAGCAAGCUGUGAAAUCUCCUCCUCUUCUGGACUCCCCUGACCCAAACCGUGAACAAAUGGUUAAACUCUCAACCAAGCUGAGCUCAGUGUCCCUCCGAGGGAUCAGCGCCUCCAACUCUGCAAACGAUAUCAGCGGCAACGAUUUCCAUGGCAACUACGCCUUUGAGGGAAUUGGGGACGACGACCUGUAACCCCCUCCUUUUUUUUUUCAUAUCACUCUGAACGAUUGGGACGACAAAGAUCACAAGCUGAGCUGAGCCGAGCUGAGCGGCACGUCCGCGUCCGAUUCUGCAAGAUUGUAGCUUCCUCCUGGAGACUUCGCUGCCUUAAGCUUUCUCUCGCUCUUUUUUUUUUUCUUUCCCUACUAUAAAAGCUCAUCUUUAUAGUUUAAAGUCAUCAUACUCAAUUUAAGCUUUGUCUCUAUGCUAUGGAACUUGUGACAAGAUUUAAAUAACAUGUAAAGCUACAUCCCACAUGGGAUGCAUUACUUCUACAUGGCACGAGCCUUUUCUUUCUUAAGAUUAGGUUGUAUGUUACUGUCUCAUGAAUUUCCAAUUCUGUUUCAUUGUACAAGGGUGAAUCUUUCAUUGAUGUGUGAAAUUCUCUAACCUGGAAUUUUUGAGGUACAAAGUAAAUUAAUAUAUGAAAAAAAAGCAAAGCAGAUGAAGAAAACUUGCCAGAUGUUGGAAUUGUGCUUCGGAGGCUGUAUGAUCCUUUCAAACUCUAGAGCCAAAUGUUUAGUUAAGACCUGGCACUAGUGAUAAUUCAGCAGAACUGGAUAUGGAUAGUUAUUAAUUAUCUAGAGUCCAGUGAAUGUGUUUAUCUCAGUUGAGCAAUUAAAACUGUUAACUGUUGACAGUAUCAGCUUCAUUUUAUGGAAAUGUUUGGCUUGGCUAUAUACCAAAAUAUCAUGUACAUAGCCAAUAGCUAGUUUUCAUACAUUUAGUGAUCCUGCUCCUUUUUUGGCAUGUUAUUCAUGUGCCAGUUUAGUAAAUAAGUGUGUUUGGCUCCAUAAAAUGAUCACUAUGGUGUUUUAAUACAAAUUUCAGCUAAUGAUUGAGGCACAGCCACUCAUACUGCCUUCAAAAAUAGUCUAAUGCCUUAACCUUUACUUUUUGCCUCCUGGGUCACCUGGGGAAGUUAUACCAUUCAUUAAAAAUUAAGAAAACCAUGUUCGUCUUAGCCAGUGUUACCUAGAAUCUUGCAGAACGUCUAAGAUUGAUUGAUUUGGCUGAGCUGCUUGCACUUGCUGAACCCAUAUUUUUGCACAGUAUUACAGGUGGAGAUGGAUGUUUGAGUGAAAGGUUGAGCAUGACUUAACAUUGUGUGGAAAUUUCCAACUGGCUCUGUAAAUUCAUCUAUGAUUAUUAUUAUUAUUAAGUUUUUUUUUUUUGUUUUUUUUUUUUCCAACCAAUUUUUAAGGUUUCUCAUAAUGCCAAAUUAUAGUUUACUAAAGCAUUUUGCACAAGAUACCUAAAAAAUUAUGACAAUGUCACUUUUAUAUUAUGUACAUGCAAUUAAAAAGUAUUCUGAACAUUUACUAAUAUGUUUAUCAUCAAUAGUUUAUUGUAAUCAAAUAGAUCAAAUGUAAUCUAAGCUGUAUAGAACAAAAGUUUAACUAACAUUUAUCAUUGUUUACAGAAUUUCUAGGGGACUUUUUAGUUUAAAUGAAGUGUUUACAAAUUUCACAUCUGAUUUGUAUUGAUUGUCAUUCUUUUUCGGGUGAGUAAUGGUGCCGUGUGAAGAAUUCUUUUGGGCUUCAGUUCAUUCUUGUAAUUUGUACGUACAGUGUGUCAAUCAUCUCAGAGGAUUUAGCUGAAAAAGGUGCUUUGUCGACGUGGCUAAUGUGAUCACCGUGGCUCAUGCGAUCUCCGAACAAAGUUAGUCCAUGGAAGGUGACCAACAAAACCAACAUAUUCCACUAUUUUCUAGCAGAUGUCAUUCCAGGUUUCAGCAGGCCAGGCCCUCGCUGUUAACACCUGUUAUUCCAGAAAGCUUCAUCUCAGUGGUUCAAAAUGUAAGUCAAUGCCAAUCCACCACCAAGUGUACUCUCUUAGCUGUAAACGGCAAAUGUUCUCAGCUUAGAAAUGUCUUGUUCUUUCACUGUUAAUGCUUCUGUGUGUUGUCGGUGUGUGAUAGAGGGGUAUGGACACACUAGAUGUGUGUCACCACUGAGGCCUAUUUUGAUCAUUUCUCUUUCUCCAUAUUACUGUCAAAAAACAAGUACGUGGAAGCUGCAAAGUCAAUAAAUGUCAAUAAAUGUGUAGGUGCCAAAUUAUACUU